This is a messenger RNA of Linum tenue, 4178 nucleotides long. The record is from the annotation of a GenBank genome assembly. Lineage: Eukaryota; Viridiplantae; Streptophyta; Magnoliopsida; Malpighiales; Linaceae.
UUCCAAUUCCUCUUCCCAAAUCUCCUUUUACUCAAAACUUCAUUAUUAUUGUAUCUGUCUCCACAGUUCCGCUGUAAUUCUUUCUCCUCUUUAUAUACACAACACACACAUAAACCAUAUCCCACUGCUUUCUCUCUCUCCUCUGUUUUUUCCCCCUCCUCUGUUUCCUUCAUUAAAUACCUUCUGCUGCUAUAAUGUGGAGUUGUUGGCUGAGCCCUCUGUUUUCCACCUCCUUCUUCUUGUGAAAUGGGAGCCUGAGAGAGAAGCACGCCAUAAAUUUCCCUUGCUCCUGAAUUUUCCUGGGUUUUUGGGGUGAGGGUUUUGCUGAAAGAAGAGAAAGAAACUGUGAUGAUAGAAAUUGGAGGAGGUGAAGAAGAAGAUUGAAAGUGAAGCUGCAGACUUUUCUUGGUGUGGCCAAAAAUGGAGACCAAAGGAACCUUGAUUGCCGGCUCUCACAACAGAAACGAGUUUGUUCUCAUCAAUGCCGACGAGGGUUCCAGAGUGACUUCUGUUACAGAAUUAAGUGGGCAGAUAUGUCAGAUUUGUGGUGAUGAGAUUGAGCUUGCAGAAACUGGUGAGCCAUUUGUUGCCUGCAAUGAAUGUGCUUUCCCAGUAUGCAGAACUUGCUAUGAGUACGAGAGAAGGGAAGGGAAUCAAGGUUGCCCUCAGUGCAAAACCAGAUACAAGCGCCUCAAAGGGAGUGCUAGAGUUGAAGGUGAUGAGGAUGAAGAGGGUAUUGAUGAUUUGGAGAAUGAGUUUCAUAUUAGAGAUCAUGGUUACAGUAGAGACCCUAACAACAUUGCUGAGGCCAUGCUGUCGUCUCGUCUCAACUUUGGCCGAUACCAGCAGUAUAGCGAUUCAGGGCUUGGUAUGCCUUUGGAGAGGGAUUAUGCUGGUUCCUUGAAUCCCAAGGUUCCUCUCCUGACUUAUGGUGAAGAGGAUAAUGGGAUUUCGUCUGAUAAGCAUGCCCUCAUCAUCCCACCAUUUCGUGGGAAGCGGAUCCAUCCGAUGCCCUCUCUCGAUCCAUCAAUAACUACAGCUCAACCAAGGCCAAUGGACCCCAAAAAGGACUUGGCGGUGUAUGGUUAUGGAACGGUAGCUUGGAAGGAGAAGAUGGAGGACUGGAAGCGAAAACAGAACGAGAAACUUCAGGUGGUUAAGCAUGAAGGAGAUGGUGAUGGUGGAGAUGACUUUGAUGAUUCUGAUCUGCCUAUGAUGGACGAAGGAAGGCAGCCAUUGUCAAGGAAGCUACCAAUUGCAGCAAGCAGAAUAAACCCAUACCGCAUAAUCAUUAUCCUACGUCUCAUAAUCCUCGGCCUAUUCUUCCACUACAGGAUCCUCCAUCCAGUUAAUGAUGCCUUUGGUCUCUGGCUUACAUCAGUCAUUUGUGAAAUAUGGUUUGCUGUUUCAUGGAUACUAGACCAGUUCCCUAAAUGGCACCCCAUUGAACGGGAGACAUACCUCGAUCGAUUGUCUCUGAGGUAUGAGAAAGAAGGCAAGCCAUCUGAGCUAGCUCCCGUGGACAUAUUUGUUAGCACGGUCGAUCCUUUGAAGGAACCUCCACUGAUCACUGCAAACACGGUUCUCUCGAUUCUCGCUGUGGACUAUCCAGUCGAUAAAGUUGCGUGCUAUGUAUCGGAUGAUGGUGCAGCUAUGCUUACUUUUGAAGCACUCUCCGAGACAGCCGAGUUUGCAAGGAAGUGGGUCCCGUUCUGCAAGAAGUUCAGCAUUGAGCCACGUGCACCGGAAUGGUACUUCUCGCAGAAACUUGACUACCUGAAGGAUAAAGUCGAACCAGUAUUCGUCAGGGAACGUCGUGCUAUGAAGAGAGAAUACGAAGAGUUCAAGGUUCGAAUAAACAGCUUGGUCUCGAUGGCACAGAAGGUUCCUGAAGACGGUUGGACUAUGCAGGAUGGAACUCUGUGGCCAGGAAACAAUGUUAGAGAUCACCCUGGAAUGAUUCAGGUUUUCCUUGGUCAGAAUGGAGUUCGAGAUCUGGAAGGCAACGAACUCCCUCGUCUAAUCUACGUCUCUCGUGAGAAGAGACCGGGAUUCGAGCAUCACAAGAAAGCAGGAGCCAUGAAUGCAUUGGUUAGAGUGUCGGCAAUCAUAUCCAACGCCCCUUACCUGCUCAAUGUAGAUUGUGAUCACUACAUAAACAACAGCAAGGCGCUCCGGGAAGCAAUGUGCUUCAUGAUGGAUCCGAUCUCUGGGAAGAAGAUCUGUUACGUCCAGUUCCCUCAGAGGUUCGAUGGCAUUGAUCGACACGAUAGAUACUCCAAUCGCAAUGUGGUGUUCUUUGAUAUUAAUAUGAAAGGGCUGGACGGGAUUCAAGGGCCGAUCUACGUAGGAACCGGAUGUGUGUUCAGGAGGCAGGCAUUGUAUGGGUACAAUGCUCCAGUGAAGAAGAAGCCACCAGGGAAGACUUGCAACUGCUGGCCAACAUGGUGCUGCUGCUGCUUUACUCUGUGCAAAUCUGGAAGGAAGAAGGGGAAGUCGAAAUCGAAGCCCAAAGAUAAGAAGAAUAAGAGUAGUAAGGAACUUUCAACGCAGAUACAUGCUUUGGAGCACAUUGAAGAAGGUGUUGAAGGAGUUGAUAAAGGAAAAACAAUGGUGAUGUCUCAAGUAAAGCUCGAGAAGAGAUUCGGGCAGUCUCCAGUGUUCAUAGCAGCAGCAGUGAUGGAGAAUGGUGGAGUUCCCAGAGGGGCAAACUCUGCUUCACUUUUGAAAGAGGCCAUCCAUGUUAUAAGUUGUGGGUAUGAAGACAAAACUGAAUGGGGGAAAGAGGUUGGUUGGAUAUAUGGUUCAGUCACAGAAGACAUCCUUACAGGAUUCAAGAUGCACUGCCACGGCUGGAGAUCAGUCUACUGCAUCCCGAAACGGCCGGCGUUCAAGGGUUCAGCUCCGAUCAAUCUCUCCGACCGUCUCCACCAAGUUCUCCGGUGGGCACUGGGAUCGGUGGAGAUCCUGCUGAGCAGGCAUUGCCCCAUAUGGUAUGGCUACGGCUGCGGGCUGAAAUGGUUGGAGAGGUUCUCUUACAUCAACUCCAUCGUCUACCCUUUGACUUCCAUCCCUUUGCUCGUCUACUGUACCUUGCCCGCCGUUUGCCUCCUCACCGGGAAAUUCAUCGUCCCCUCGGUAAACCUCCAGCUCCCUCCCUCCUCCUUCCACUUCUCUUGCAUUAAUGAACUUACCGUACUGACAAUUCAAUCGAAAAACCACCUUCGUCCGAAGUCUAAACCGGUAGAUGAUUUUUAACUGCUUUUCUCAUUGGAAUGCAGAUCAGCAACUACGCGAGCAUAGUGUUCAUGGGCCUCUUCAUCUCCAUCGCCGCCACAUCCAUCAUGGAGAUGCAGUGGGGCAAAGUCGGGAUCCACGACUGGUGGCGCAACGAGCAAUUCUGGGUCAUCGGCGGCACAUCCGCCCACCUCUUCGCCCUCUUCCAAGGCCUGCUCAAAGUCCUCGCCGGAGUCAACACCAAUUUCACCGUCACGUCGAAAGGAGGCGACGACGGCGAGUUCUCCGACCUCUACCUCUUCAAGUGGACUUCCCUGCUCAUCGCGCCGACGACCCUCCUGAUCCUGAACAUCAUCGGAAUCGCCGUCGGGAUCUCCGACGCGAUCAACAACGGGUACGAGUCGUGGGGCCCGCUGUUCGGCAGAUUGUUCUUCGCGAUGUGGGUGAUUGUGCAUCUGUACCCGUUCUUGAAAGGGCUGAUGGGGAAGCAGGAUCGGGUGCCGACGAUCAUUGUGGUGUGGGCGAUUCUGCUGUCGUCGGUGCUGUCGCUGCUGUGGGUGAGGAUCAAUCCGUUCGUCGGCAGAGGUGGGCUUGUGUUGGAGAUCUGUGGGUUGAACUGUGAUUGAGAUUUGAGUGAGUGGGAAUUUUUUUUCCUGGUUGGGGAAAGAUGAACUGUGAAUAUAGGUAAAAACAAAAAGGAAAGGAAUUGAGUUUGUUGAGGAAAAAAUAGGAAAUAAUCAUCUUGGAAAGAAGAAUUUAUCUUUGGCGACCGGUUGAAAGAAGUGGUGGAGAUUGAUGAUGGGGAAUCAUCAACGGUAGUUCAGCUAUUUCGCACGGGUAUCGUCUACUGUUUGAGUUUCGAUAUAUGAUAUUUCUGAUCGAAUCGGACGAUACGGUAGGAUUUUAUAAAACGUUGGUUUUGAUUGAUUCUUCACACACAU